Molecule: messenger RNA, 786 nt
Organism: Zasmidium cellare ATCC 36951
Lineage: Eukaryota; Fungi; Ascomycota; Dothideomycetes; Mycosphaerellales; Mycosphaerellaceae
Exons: 2
Coding region: 1-786 (261 amino acids)
Biological process (GO): protein depalmitoylation
Cellular component (GO): cytoplasm
Molecular function (GO): palmitoyl-(protein) hydrolase activity; carboxylic ester hydrolase activity
Source: RefSeq, a predicted model, not a curated record
AUGGGCUCCAGACAGAGACGCAUGACCCUUCCCACCGACCCAAAACGUGAAGACCCAAUCUUCAAGCCUGCCGAACAGCAAUGCUCAGAUCCAGCCCACGGUGCCGCCUUCAUUCUCGUCCACGGCUUGGGCGAUAGCGCAGAAGGUCUCGAAGAUGUAGCAGACCAGUUCCAGAAGAACCACAAGCUCUCGUACAUGAACUGGAUCAUUCCCAAUGCACAGGAAUCUCGCGACGCGCAGACCACCGCAUGGUACACGCCCAACUCCUUCUCCACAUACCCGCCAGAUCGCCCAGAGCUCGCACCUGAGGAGGAUGACGCUGGCAUGAGAAAAUCAGUCGCCUACCUCGAGACGCUUAUCGACGCUUGCACGAACAAAGGCAUCCCACCCCAGCGCAUCGUGCUUGGUGGUUUCAGCCAAGGUUGUGCGCUGAGUCUCCUUCUCGACUUGACGAGCAGCAAAUACGCCGGUAGAUUGGGCGGUAUUGUUGGGCUGAUGGGCUACCUCCCAUUAGCAGCAGGUAGCAAGAUCGAGAACAUGCGAGCUCACGCAGGUCUUCCAGUCGGCCACGGCGACGUGCCGAUCUUCCUUGCGAGAGGCCAGGCGGACCAGAUGGUUCCGAGCAGAGUUUGGCAGCAGACUCUGAAGAAGCUGGAGACGUUGGGUGUCGGAAAGGACCAUAUGGAGGUGCAUGAGUAUGAAGGCCUCGGACACACUCUGAGCGGACCGGUGCUGCGAGAUAUGUGCAGUUUCAUUGAGCGUUACGUGCCCAAGUUGGAGGACUAG